This is a messenger RNA of Styela clava, 2705 nucleotides long. Its product is annotated as transmembrane protein 168-like. The record is from RefSeq and is a predicted model, not a curated record. Lineage: Eukaryota; Metazoa; Chordata; Ascidiacea; Stolidobranchia; Styelidae.
AGCAGUUCAACCAUAAAGAUUAUUUGAGUGGCACAUACAACUCAAUUACCAUUAUGCAAGACCUAUAUUUCGCACGACAAUGUUUGUUAAUCUACGAAACAAACAGCUUAGCUUCGACGAUUAACAGAUUUACAAUAUUGUUUGCAAUGGUCCAGACAUCUAACUAGUUUCUUUGUUUGCGAGUCUGUUGUAAAUAGUAGCACACAAAUUGGACUUUGACUCAUUGAUCUAUGUCGAGUUGCUAUUCGCUUACCAAGCAGUUAAAUACUAUCAAACUUUUUGCGGCGAUUGCCACAUUCCACAUCAUAACAGUCAGUUCGCUGCGGUAUAGCCAACAACAUAUCCUAAAUGGAAAAACACGGAAAGCCAUUUCGUUCACGAUCAUUCAGUUUUGGUUCACUGCGCACAAAAAGGCCCGGAAGUAUCGAAAGAAACCAGCUUCUAGAUGUCGUGACAUCAGUUCCAUUUAACAACAUGGAUGCGCGGGACACAAGCGCACCACGCAGGAAGAAUUCAUUUUGUGAGCGAUGGAAUAAGACGAUGCCAUAUCACGAAAUUAAAGCUUACAACAAACAUAUAGAGAUGAAACAGACCUAUUUGCCUGGCAGAAGCGUCUGUCGAUAUAUUUGCAACAUUUUAAGAUUCGUUGCCACAAUAUUGAUUUCUGUUGCCUUUGCAUUACAUCUCCAAUAUCACUGGCAAAUGGGAAAUUAUGCGGUAGAAAUUAUUGUUGUCAGUACCACAGGAAUAACAUCGUUCACGUUUGUCGUGAUUUUAUAUAUUUUCUUUGGCUUGAAAGCAUUUUCUCGAAGUAUUGUUCAUUUCUGGAUCAGUCUGAUGUAUGGGAUUCUAUUCAUUCAGCAGACACAUUUAAAACUUCUGAAUAAAGCAAUUUUGAUUUGUGUACUUUUCAGCACAGCUAUAAGAUGCUUUUGUUCGUUGGCAGAAAGAGUAUUCAAACUGACAAUGCACAGAUCCCAAUUUCUUUCAAAAACAGAACUUUGUGAUUUAGUUGCUUUUGGAAGCACUUGUUUUCUUCUACCUCCUCAAAAAUGCUUGGAUUUAAUACUGGAGAUAGGAACUUUGGGAUUCAUUGUGAUGCAUCUGCGGAUGAAGUCUCCACUUUGUAUAGUCACAGUUCUUAUUUACGGAAUCGUAACUGGAAUUUCCGUUCUUGGCAAUCUUGGAGUGAUAACAAACAAAUAUGCUUUCAUAUGUUUUGUUGUAAGAAUGUUAUGGGACCCUAUGUUGGAUCUAUUUUUCUCCAAGCUCCAACCACUUACACGAUGGAAAUGUUUCUUCAACAUACGACGGGUAUGGAUUUGCUUGUUCUUCUUUUUUCUGCUGAUAGUUGAAAUCGUGUUUCUCCUUGUUGCACUCCAGGCGAUAACAAUGCACGCCAAAUACGAGUGGCCUGUAUUUCUUCCAUUUGUUGUUAUUUCUACCCUGUCCUGGCUGGCAAUGCACUCAACUUACUUUACGAUGCAGGUGCCAUUUCUUAAUAGAGUCUCGAGAUGUCAACGAUUAUUGGAAAACUCAAAAUUUGAAGAAAAAACUCUGUACCAAGUUUUAUCAAGUCAAGGUGUAAAGUUUCUUUGUGGAACUUGUCAUGGCGUUACAUCAGGAUGUGUAUUCGGCACUGGAAUAUUGGGAACAGUUUGUUGGAGAAGAAAUGAUGGAACAUAUCCAGCACUAUUUCUCUUUUUGUUAACGAUCGAAUCUUUGUCAUUAGCGCUGUUUGCACAUCUGGCAACCUAUCUACGUGGAACUUCUUAUGGAUAUGGCAUAGUAGCUUCAUCGGACAACCAUUCGAGAAACAAGCUUAGCCUGACCCUACCAUCAAGUUCUACCGAGGUACAGACGAUGUCCGCAAGUCGUAUGAUGAAUGCCAUUCAGCACUUUUUCCGAGAUCAACUCAUUGAUAGUCUUGGAUGUGAUUGUUGGUCACGUGGAGCAAAGUUAACUCUGUCAUCUGUUGAAACUAAACUUGCACUUCUUUUCUCAAAACGAACUUCCCGUGACGAAGUUCCGUACGAUAACUACGUUAUUUACUUUAAUGGAAUCGCUGAUGAAAAUGGAUCAUGGAUAUUAGCAGAUGGAGGUAGAUUAUCUCUGGACCGACUUCUUCAAAUAUGGAAUGAUCGACCAGGCGCUGAUAGUCUUGAGAGAAAAUCAAGUCGAAUGAUCCUUAUAUCAGACGCUUCAAAUUCGAAAGCUUGGAUUGAUUCAAUAAAGCGAUCAAAAGUCUCCAUUGUUUUCCAAUGUAGCACAUAUGCAUGCGAUGAAGGCUUUAAAACCAAUAUGAUUUCUGAAGAAGCUUGGGCCAAGCGUGGUGAUUUUACCUUACUAUGGACAGCAUUUCUGAAAUCAUUGCAAAAUUUAAAAAACGAAGAAUCGCACGAAACUUUAACACAGAACUUCAUUCGUGAAGUAGAAGGGCAAGGAAUUCGAAUAAGAUACACGUUAUCUAAAGAUUAUAUAACAUCUACUUUAUCUCCACCAAGCGGUAACUUUUCUAGUCACGGAUGCUUGCUAUGCUGUCUUCCGACGGUUCUAUUUACGUCUUUUGUGUCGAAACAUUUAUUUUGGUUUAUGGGUUUUGGACCUUUGAAACUUUUAUGCUUUCAUAUAAAUAAUCAGUGCUUCAGGCAGAAGAUGCAUGACGUCGGACAAUUUCUAAUUUUAAUAAAUUCUAAAUAAAAUUG